AUUCAAUGCACUACCGACGGCUUCGAGGAGACCUAAUCCUUACUUACCGCAUUUUAACAGGGAAGGUUGGGCCGGACUUGAGCUGGCUAUUUAGCCCGGCUAGGUUGCCUUGUCUUCGCGGUCAUCCCAUGAAGCUACACAAGCCGCGUUCUGACGGGAUCAGGGCGGAAACUCGGUUAUCGCGUAGAGUUAUCGAGCGCUGGAACUCGCUUCCAGAAAAUGUAGUCAGUGAACCUACGGUUAAGGGUUUCGAGCGUCAGUUAGACGCUCUUGGGUGGCAACACGAAACCUUUCCCUUCUCCUGACCAUAUCCAUCUUCA
Messenger RNA from Dicrocoelium dendriticum, 320 nucleotides. The record is from the annotation of a GenBank genome assembly. Lineage: Eukaryota; Metazoa; Platyhelminthes; Trematoda; Plagiorchiida; Dicrocoeliidae.